Molecule: messenger RNA, 513 nt
Organism: Fraxinus pennsylvanica
Lineage: Eukaryota; Viridiplantae; Streptophyta; Magnoliopsida; Lamiales; Oleaceae
Source: the annotation of a GenBank genome assembly
AUGACUCUAUUCCAGCCUCACACUGUCCGCCUGGACCAUAAAAACUUAACGCUUCUCAAGCAAUGGACAUGGCAAUUUGUUGUAAUUCGCCCAGUUUGCUCUGUCUUGAUGAUAGCGCUUCAACUUCUUGGAAUAUAUCCCAGUUGGCUCAGCUCGACAUUCACCAUGAUCUUGAAUGUUUCAGUUUCUUUGGCCUUGUAUUCCCUCGUGAUUUUCUACCAUGUUUUUGCGAAAGAGUUGGCACCACACAAACCACUUGCCAAGUUUUUGUGCGUCAAAGGCAUCGUCUUCUUCUGUUUCUGGCAGGGAAUUCUGCUUGACAUUCUUGUAGCAAUGGGAAUAGUUAAGUCGAAUCAUUUCUGGCUUGACGUCGAGCAUCUCCAGGAAGCGCUACAGAACAUGUUAGUGGUUGUGGAGAUGGUUUUCUUCUCUCUUCUGAUGCAAUAUGCAUACACUGCUGCACCUUACCGCACCGCUUCAGUUUCAGCCACCAGUGACAAAAAGAAAGAAUGA